UCAGAUUCACAAUACUUGGGAAAGAUGAAUUACAGUGGAUCAAUCCAGUACUUGGAGCAUGUUGUUGUCCGAAUAUCUGUUGAGGCGUUAGGGCAUUUCGAAAGAGGAGAUAUACAUAUUGAACUCAUAUCACCAUCUGGAACAUCAUCAGUUCUCCUUAAGCAACGGCUAUUGGAUCGUGCCGCAAGAAAUGGCGGUGAAACAGCAUAUGUAGACUGGCCUUUUAUGUCAGUUAUGUUCUGGGGAGAAGAUCCUGCUGGACAGUGGACCCUCAACAUAACUAAUAUAUACUAUUUCCUUGAUGGUGUUGUCAAUGUUAGUAAGGUGGAGUUUGAGUUCUACGGAGUGUCCCAAGUGCCAGAGGCAGUGGCAAACAUUCCUGACCAGUGUCACUCUGACUGCAGAAGAGGGUGUGCUAGAGAGGGCUCCAACUUCUGUGACUCAUGUGUCAACCUCCGCAAUGCCUACACUCUGGAGUGUAUCAAUGAGUGUCCUCCAGGCUACACCCAGCGUAAUGGCUACUGCUAUGAUGCAAGUUUACCAGUCAAGGAAUGCAACUCUCCCCUCAAGAGCAAAGAGGGUACAGGGUUCACUCCAGAAUAUGAGGAAAGUACCACCUGUGCUGCGUCAGGAUACACUGAAUGCUGUAGACCUGGAGAGGAUGAUAAAAGAGAUUGUUCCCAAUUUCACCCUCGCAAUUGUUUUUGUGAUGAUGUAUGCUUCCAAUUUGGGGACUGCUGCAAGGACGCUGCUGCUAUUGGCUGUGAACUAGAAGAUCCCAAAGUAUUCUUCCUUUACAUUGAUCUUGGAGUGACACCUGGAGUUGAAACACAUCCUGCUGUAGAACCUGUAGAAAUCCUCUUUCCUUUUUUAUUUUCGAUUUACUCCAAUAUCACUGUGACAUUGACUGGCAGGUUCAGUUUUACGGAACCACCAGAAGAUUUUGUUGGGAUAUCAGUUUUCGAAGGCGAUUACUUCAGCGGUUCUGUUUCGUAUGAGGUUCACCAAGGACCCCGAUCUAAAAGUAUUUUCUCUGUUGUAAAUGCAGUGAUCAACGCAGAGUACGAAACUGACUUUGAUGGCAGUUGGCUGCUUGUUGCCACUUGGGAAAAUAUGACACAAAGUUACGGA
Messenger RNA from Geodia barretti, 1131 nucleotides. Lineage: Eukaryota; Metazoa; Porifera; Demospongiae; Tetractinellida; Geodiidae. The record is from the annotation of a GenBank genome assembly.